CCCGUCGCGCGCGCGCCCGGGGCGAGGGAGAAGCGUUCCGAACCAUGGCAUCCGCGCUCGCGCCCGCCGCGCCCGUUCCUCCCGCGGUGGCGAGGUUCUCGAGGAGAGAAGGACGGAGACGAGCGACCCGCGCCCCCGUAGCGUCGUCCGCCUCCGCCCGAGUCGACACCGACGCCGACGUCAUCGCCAACCACGAGCGCAUCUUGGGUACCCGGGACGCCCCGAAGGACACCGUGCUGAUGUUCAGCUACGGCGCGAACAUCAACCCGUACACCCUGAACCGCCGCGGCAUCGGUCCCAGCGCCAGCGCCGUCGCCAGGGCCCCGGGACGCAGGCUGGUCUUCAUCCAUCGCGGGGGGUACGCGUCCCUGGAGGAGGCUGUCGACGAAGACGCGAAAACAGCGGGGCUCGGCGAACGCACGCGCGGCGCGCUCGGGACCGUGCACCGCAUAUCCAAGACGGAGCUCGCCGCGGUGCGCCGGUGGGAGAUCGGAUACGAGAUGAGGGAGAUCGACGUCGUCGUCGCCGACCCCCCGGGGUACCGAGCGGGCGACGAGGAUGGGGAUGAGGAUGGGGAUGGGGACGGCGAGGAGCACGGCGUCGGAAGCGGCGGCGGCGGCGACGACGCGCGGGAGGAGGACGAGGGGGCCGCCGAGGAUGACCUGGCGCCGGGCGAGCGACGCGUCCGCGCGACGGUGUUCCUGACGAAGAGGACCGCGCGGUUGAAGACGCCGGUGGUGCCGUUUGCCGAGUACGUCGCCAAGAUUGUGGACGGCGCGGAGUCGAUGCGGCUGGACGAGGGGUACGUCGCGGAGCUCAGGGCGUUGGCGUCGAAGGCGCCCGCGUCGAACGAGCGGGGACGGGAGUACUUCGACAUCGCCGCGGAGUGGUCGGAGGAUUACGGGUUCGGGUUUGGGGCGAUGUUCAAGAGGAAAUAGGUAGGGGUCGCCGGGUGAAAGUUGUGUGACUGGCUGGGCCGCG
Micromonas commoda is the source of this 981-nucleotide messenger RNA. RefSeq lists its product as hypothetical. Bases 45 to 938 code for a protein of 297 amino acids. The transcript has a single exon. NCBI's taxonomy places the organism in Eukaryota, Viridiplantae, Chlorophyta, Mamiellophyceae, Mamiellales, Mamiellaceae. The record is from RefSeq and is a predicted model, not a curated record.